CUCCCCCAAAAAGACCAAAAAUCAUUUCCGGCAAAUGGCUAAUUAUUACUCUCCCCAAUCCAAAUUCUACAACUACUACUACUCGUCGUUAUUACUCCUCUUUCUAUCCUCCCUGCCGUCCACAAUCAACUCCCAAAACAUUUCAUUAGGCUCGUCGCUCACCGCCGGCGCCAAGGACUACUGGCUCUCCCCGUCGGGGGAAUUCGCGUUCGGGUUCCAACAAGUCGCCGGCCAAGGCGACGGCUUCCUCCUAGCCAUUUGGUACAACAAAAUCCCACAACGAACCAUCGUGUGGUCCGCCAACCGGAACGAGUUGGUGCAAACCGGGUCGACGGUCAAGCUGACGAAGGAUGGCAGCUUGAUGCUCGCCGACCCUUCUGGCCGGCAGGUUUGGGGCCCGAACGGAGUUGGGCCCGGAGUUUCCUACGGUGUUCUGUACGACACGGGAAACUUUGUACUGUCCGAUCGAAAAGGUGUCGUUAUGUGGGGGAGUUUCGAUCAGCCGACGGAUACCAUAUUACCUACCCAGAUCAUAAAAAAAGGUACCGAAUUGCUAUCCAAAUACUCGUCAACGAACUACUCCACCGGGAGAUUCAAGUUCAUGUUCCAAACCGACGGCAACUUGGUGGCCUACACGACUUUCUACCCACAAACAGUCCGCAACUACGCGUAUUGGGCAAGCGCGACGAAAUCCACCGGAAACUCCGUCACCUUCAAUGAAUCCGGCAGCGUCUUCCUCUCCUCCGACAACGGAACGAUCCUCCUCUACGUCUUCACCAACCAAGAACCGACCCAAGAUCUGCACCAGAGACUGACAAUCGACCACGACGGCGUCAUUCGCCUCUACGCCUACCCAAAACAGAGCAGUACUUCCGCCGGUAGGAGAUGGCCGGCUGAAUGGACGGCGCUCAGUUUCAUGCCGGCGGACAUCUGCAGCCUGAUGCGAGCAGAUACCGGAAGCGGGGCUUGCGGGUUCAACAGUUACUGCCAGAUCGAAGAUGCCCAGUUUCCCAAUUGCAAAUGCCCAAAUGGGUAUAAGUUCUUGGAUCCUUCCGAUGAGAGCAGGGGAUGCCUGAAGACUUUGCCCCCGCAGGAUUGUUCUUCUUCGGCGGGAGAGGAGGACGGGCAGUUCGAUUUGGUGGAGAUGGUGAAUACGAUCUUCCCCUCGGGUGAUUACGAGUACUAUCAAUCGAUAUCGGAGGAUAUGUGUCGAGAUCUCUGUUUGAGCGAUUGCUUGUGCGAUGCGGUGACUUACGAGAGCGCGUCUUGCUGGAAGAAGAGGGCGCCAUUGUCUAAUGGAUACAUGGAUCAGGAGAACACAGGGAAGACUCUGCUCAAAAUUCGGAGGCAGAAUUCGACUUCUUCGACGGCGGGGGAGAGGAAGAAGAAUGAUCAAUCGAGGAAGCUAAUGUUGACUGCGGGAUGGGUUCUUCUGGGUAGCUCUGUUUUCGUUAAUUUGAUGUUUAUUGUGGGUAGCUGUCCAUGGAGGAAGAAGAACCGGAGGAUGAACCGAGUUGGGGAUGAGUCGGAUGAAGCGAUGGAAUCGGCGAAUCUCCAGAGGUUUACGUACAGAGAGAUGGAAUCGGCGACGGGAGGGUUCAAGCAAGUGCUCGGCAGCGGUGCCUCCGGCACGGUUUACAAAGGGGUUUUGGGUGAAAGAGCAGGGGAAUUGGUUGCAGUCAAGGUGCUCGACAAUAUGCCUGAGAGAGAUGGUCACGACGUGAGGGAGUUCGCCACUGAGGUGAAGAUAAUCGGCGGGACUAACCACAAGAACUUGGUGAAGCUAGUGGGAUACUGCAACGAAGGGCAGCAUCUGCUUCUGGUUUACGAGUUCAUGAGCAAUGGGUCGUUGGCCAAUUCGUUGUUUGGUGGUGGAGAAGGGACGUUUCCCAGGCCCAAUUGGUAUACGAGGACCCAGAUAGCUUACUCGGUUGCGAGAGGACUGGUUUACCUUCACGACGAAUGCAGCACUCAGAUUAUUCAUUGCGACAUCAAGCCACAGAAUAUACUACUGGAUCAAGGAAUGACUGCCAGAAUUUCGGAUUUUGGAAUAUCCAAGCUUAUGAAGACGGAUCAGACCAAGACCACUACUGCGAUUCGUGGAACCAAAGGUUAUCUGGCGCCAGAGUGGUUCAGGAAUGUGCCUGUGACGGCUAAGGUCGACGUGCACAGCUUUGGCAUUGUGCUUCUGGAGCUAGUUUGCUGCAGGAAGAAUUUUCUGCUGGAUUUCGAGAAGGAAGAGGAGAUGGUACUGGUAGACUGGGCCUAUGAUUGCUACAGCAGAGGGAAGUUGUAUAAGCUGGUGGAGAAGGAUGAGGAUGCGAUGGAGGAUUUGCAGAAAGUGGAGCGAUUUGUGAAGGUUGCGCUUUGGUGCAUUCAGGAAGAUCCUUCGUUGAGACCUGGAAUGAAGAAAGUUGUUCAUAUGUUGGAAGGAGCGGUUCUUGUAUCUGAACCUCCCGAUCCCAACUCCUUCAUGAGUGCCAUAUGAUAUGCUCGAUAUUGGUCCUGUUAGGAUUUUCGUUAUUUAAUUUGUGCAUCUUUUUUGUGAAAUUUUUUAGAAUUUAAGCAAGUACAUAUGUAUAGAAAUAAUUAAGUUUAUGAAACAACUGUAAUAUGGAUACAAAUGGUUAAGAUUCUUUGAAGUCGUGAACAUUAGGAAAAGACACAAAAGAAUUUCUAUGGUCAAUCUCGAGUCUUUGACAAUUUGAAUGAUGGAGACAAAUCAACUAUUUUCAAAAUAUAAAAGCUUAUGUCAAUUGAAUAAUCUCAUAUAUGAAUCAUAGUAAUGUAAAAAAAAAAAAAAAAAAACUUUGCACAAAAAAGUGGAAAACCUAUGCAAGUUCGCAGCGCUGGAAAAUUAAUUAUGUUUCAAACUUAGAGGUUGUUUGGAGGUUUUGAUUUAAAGUGGUGUAUUUAGCCAAUACUGCAAUGUGGAGAUUCAGUCGUUUUAUUUUUGUUUAAAUUGAUUUAUAAUACAUGUAUUUACUUUUUAAAGGCCCACCUCUAAUUCUUCAAAAUGAAGGAUUGACAAUCUCUAGCAAAAGCUGAGAUUGUAAACGAAUGAUUGUAUGUUUGUCUUUUAUUCCACUUUUGUCCCUUCUACUUUUUGUUUUUCCAACAUUACCUCACCCAUUGCUCCUCUCUCUUUGGAUAAAAGAGUUAAUGAAGGACAAAUAGUCUGUAAACCGAAAAAAUAUAGUACUGUUUUAGAUAUGUGAAAAGCACAAUCUACACCUCCAAACAAAGGAUUUUUCAAAUACAACCAUUCAAGCAAAACAUUAAUUUAGAAUGCAUACAUUAAUAGAAUUCAUCAAUUUAAAGAAUCCCAACUUCCAAACGACCCCUUAUUUAAUGUUUCAUUUGCCACAAAAUUACGAGAAUAAGAUGUCCCUAAGUUGUACGUAGGAUCUUAAUUAUCAUUUUGAUAACUUCAAUCCGUUUUAUGUAGUGUCUUAAUUAUUAAAGAAGACUUAUGUAUCUAUACAUAAGAAAUAACUAUACCUCCGUAAGUUUUACGUAAUGCAUUUGUCAUUUAUGUAACUAUUAUACAAUGUUGUUACGUAAAUCUUCCAUAAUGUGGUCUAAUAGUAAAAUCAAGUCAUAAAAAGUAUCAAAAUUUAUUAAAUUAUUAUCUAAACGUUAAUAGACAUUAUGAAACGUUUGUGUAAUGGAAAUUGCUGACAUGAUAGUUUUUUUUUAUAGUUAAUAAUCAAGGGAUCUUAGUUAAUAAUAAACAAAUUAAGUUACGAAAAGCAUCACAAUUUACUAAAUAGCUUAUGCUUAAUACAAAGUGAUGAGAUGGUUAAAAUUUAAGUUAAUAACAUAUGCCACUUUUGUGUAAUAUUUGCUUAAUUUAUACAUAUGUCACUUUAGUAUAAUACAAAUUUAUUAUAUGGUAAAAUAUUUUGUAAUAAAAAAAUUUUCAUUCAAAGUUUUUUUUUAAUGAAUUUGAGUUCUUUCAUUUCAUCAAAGUACCAUUAGUACAUGAUAAAUUUGUAAUUUACGA
Linum trigynum is the source of this 4006-nucleotide messenger RNA. The record is from the annotation of a GenBank genome assembly. NCBI's taxonomy places the organism in Eukaryota, Viridiplantae, Streptophyta, Magnoliopsida, Malpighiales, Linaceae.